UACAUGUUGUAAAUGGAUCUUCAUUGUUCCGGGUUCCCGCCUUCAUCUUUUUAUUUUUUUCCUGGAAAUAAACCCUAAAUAAAAUCGGGUAAAGACAAACGCAUAUUUUCAAUCGACAAUCCUCAAUCAAUUAGAGCGCAUGCAAUCCUGAUCGAUUAACCUAGAAAUUGAGGUGAUUUGGGAUUAAAUGGAUUCUAGGAUGGAUACAGACUCAUCUGAGCUAUUGGAAAUUAGUAGGGAGAUGAGUCCUAGGUUACAUAGCAAUGUUACGGUUAGUAAUGCCAACGAAUCACUUUCCUUUCAGGAUAAUCCGGUUAUAGAUAUAGAAUCUUCCCAGGAACAGCCUAGUGUUCAAGGAAUUAUUUGCCCUAAAAUUGUUGAGUCGUCUAGAAAGGAACUAUUAGCAGAUUCUGCAACUUUGACUUUGAAGGUUUUGGAUAAAGAUUCGUCUGGGUCCUAUAAACGUGGGACUGAGGGGGAGUUAAGAAGGAGGAUGAGUCCUAGGCUACAUCGAAAUCCUGAGGAUAGUAAUGCUUGUGCAUCGUUUUCCAAUCAGAAGAGAUUUAGUCCCCACCAUCAUCAGGAUUUUCCGGUUAUAGAGAUAGAAUCAUCUGCUCUUAGCUCUAAAAGUAUCGAGUCAUUUAAAAAGGAGGUGCAAUCAGUUUAUUCUGCAACGUCAACUAUGGAGGUUUUGGAUAGAGAUUCACUUGGGUUUCCCAAAUGUGGAAUGAAUGGAGAGUUCAGAAGGAAGAGUCCUAGGCUAAAUAGUAACGUUGAGGACAGUAAUGGCCAUAAAUCACUUUCCUAUCAAAGGAGAUUUGGUCCUCGACGUCAUCAGAAUUUUCCGGAUAUAGAUAUACACUCAUCUGUGGAACAAACCAGUGUUCAAGGAACUCUCUGCUCUAAGAUUCUCGAUUCGUUUAGAAAGCAGCUUUCAGCAGAUUAUACAAUUUCGCCUCAGAAGGUUAUGGCUAGGGAUUUGAACUUUGCGAGAAGGAUGAGCCCUAGACUUCACGGUGAUCGAGAAAGUGAAAAAUUGCAAAAUGUGUGCAAUAAUUCCAGUGAAAAAUUGCAAGUGAUUUCGGUGGGUCAAGCUAAGAGAAGAUUUAGCCCCAGGCUUCAUAGUAAUUUAGUGAGUAAUGAACAAUUGAAGACUACAAGGUCAAUUGAUGUGGAAAGAAGGCUAAGCCCUAGACUUCACCCUGAGCAACAAAGGGUGAAGAUGAAAAUUGAGACUCAAUUGCAAAAACUUUUAAGCCCUAGAAGAAUCCAUUGCGGGCAAGAAAAUGAGAAGAUUUUGGUAAAGACUCCAUUGCAACGGAGGUUAAGCCCAAGACUUCACAAUGAGCAAAAGAAUGAUAACCAGGAAACUCCGCUGAAUGCUCCUGUUGGUGCCAAGAGGCCGCUUAAUGGUUCUCAUGCAGACAAUUCAUAUGUGAAUGAGACAACUUGUGCUUUUCAUGAUGAUGCACCGCGCCAUUUAGCUUCCAAUAUUAUAGUAUGGGCAAAUAAAGCAUUGAAACAAGGUGAAGCUGCAAGUGAUCGUGGUAGGGUAAAGGAGGCGUUGAGAAUUUUUAAUGCGUACUACCUUCAAUAUGUCCAGGUUGAAUUUGUUCGAGGAUGUCCACUUAAGACUGUCUCAGAAAUGACUGGGUUGGUGUGCCGUGACAUUAGCAAUGGUGUCGAAGAAUUUUGCGUUCCUGUAACCAAUUUAAUUGAUGACCCUCCUGUUUGUCCCCCAGGGUUUACAUAUAUCAAGUCUAGAGAAGUUUCAGACAGGGUGAAUCUACCUCCAAAGGCAAUUGGAUGCUCAUGUAAGGGGAUUUGCACAAAUCCCAACACUUGUGAAUGUGCGAAGCUUAAUGGAUCAGAUUUUCCAUAUGUACGUCGUAAUGGUGGGAGAUUGGUAGAGGCCAAGGAUGUUGUCUUUGAAUGUGGACCAAACUGUGGGUGCAGACCAGGCUGCCUUAAUCGUGUAUCACAGAGGGGAAUUAAAUACCGUCUUGAGGUCUACCGUACACCUAACAAGGGAUGGGCUGUCAGGUCAUGGGACUUUAUUCCUUCUGGUGCACCUGUUUGUGAAUACAUUGGGGUGGUGAGAAGAAGUGAUGAGCUUGACGAUAAUGCUGGAAAUGAAUAUGUCUUUGAAAUUGAUUGCUUGCACACCAUAAACGAGAUUGAAGGAAGAGAGAGGCGCUUUGGAAAUGUACCUGUGUCUUCUACUAUCGUUUCACCAAAGAUAAAUAAGAAGAUAUUAGAUAGGGAACCUGAGUUUUGCAUCGAUGCAGGUUCCAGAGGAAACCUUGCCAGGUUUAUUAAUCACAGCUGCGAACCUAAUCUGUUUGUGCAGUGUAUUUUGAGUGGACACCGUGACCUACGACUAGCUCGUCUGGUGCUUAUUGCUGCAGAUGAUAUUUCACCUUUGCAGGAGCUCACUUACGACUAUGGAUUUGCUCUAAAUAGUGUCGUAGGACCUGAUGGAAAAAUCAAAAAGCUGCCAUGUUUCUGCGGUACACCAGAGUGUCGAAAACGUUUAUACUAGUCUUCAACCUAGCCCAGCUUGUGGUGUAGAAGCAAAACAAACAAGGAGAAGGAAAUGAAGGAUUUGCUCUUGUUUACGAAGAAAGAACAAAGAUAUAAAGGCAAAAUAAUAAUUUGCUUACAAUUUUUUUGUAUAUAUACUUCUCAUUAUCUCCUCAUAUGACUUCUUUGUUUUUAAUUUCUAAUUUAAUAAUCUCUAUUGUUUAUUUAUUAUAAUUUUCUUAAUUUUUUCUUCUUUCAAUUCCCCUUCUAUAUAUUUGAUUUUUGUCUUAUAUUUUCAUAUUUAUUCUCUUAUGGGCUAUUUUUAUUUUCUCUCAUCUUUUUUAUUUACUAAUUAACCCUAAAGACUUGUGCUAGUGACUAAGUAGCCCACUAAUGCACUAUAAGGCCAUAAGGCUUUAAUUAAGGCACUCAAAUUGUGGUCCCAAGUUGGGUCACUAGGAGAAUAUGACCUUUUACUAACUCUCUUCCUAAUGACAACCCUAAUUGUGUUUCUUUGCCUAUAUUUAGAAGCUUCCUUUGUUUGACAAAAAAUAUAUUAAUUGGGGUCUCUUUGAUUAGAGAAUGGUGCAAGAAAGGGCAAAAUUAGUGCCCCUCUUGAAAGUCUUUAAUUCAAGACAACAAAGGAGCCACUAAUAAAGGGACACUCAUCACUAAUGAGUAUUUAGUAGAUAAUUAUGCCCAAUUUUAUAAUGAAGGAUGAGGUGGAGAAGAAAAGGGAAGUUUUAAAAAGGAGAAGUCUUUCUUUUAUUGGUCGGGUAUUGCAAUCAACAUCAAUAACUUGAAAUUAAAAUAAUAACAUU
Amaranthus tricolor (Joseph's coat) is the source of this 3344-nucleotide messenger RNA. RefSeq lists its product as uncharacterized. The coding region runs from base 188 to 2542 and encodes 784 amino acids. The record is from RefSeq and is a predicted model, not a curated record. The transcript has 10 exons. Gene Ontology annotation, cellular component: nucleus. NCBI's taxonomy places the organism in Eukaryota, Viridiplantae, Streptophyta, Magnoliopsida, Caryophyllales, Amaranthaceae. Gene Ontology annotation, molecular function: protein binding; zinc ion binding; histone methyltransferase activity.